Chrysochloris asiatica (Cape golden mole) is the source of this 2766-nucleotide messenger RNA. It is a transcript of the gene MLLT1, whose product is annotated as myeloid/lymphoid or mixed-lineage leukemia (trithorax homolog, Drosophila); translocated to, 1. NCBI's taxonomy places the organism in Eukaryota, Metazoa, Chordata, Mammalia, Afrosoricida, Chrysochloridae. Bases 1 to 2766 code for a protein of 921 amino acids. The record is from RefSeq and is a predicted model, not a curated record. The transcript has 16 exons. Gene Ontology annotation, cellular component: super elongation complex. Gene Ontology annotation, biological process: regulation of DNA-templated transcription.
AUGCAGAGACGCUUCGGUCAGGAGACAGCGCCCCCUACAGGCUUCAGUGCGCAGGCGCAGCUUGCCUGUCCCCGCCCCCGCCCCCCUCCACGUGCGGCGCACACCUCGCGCUCCCCGCCCCGGGGCUCGCCUCGCACCUCCCUCCCUCCCUCCUCCCGCCCCUCCAUCUCGGGCCUCCCAUUGGCUGUCGGCUUCGUCCCUCCGACCGCAGCUCGGCUAGCCCCCGCCAAGUCGGAAGUUCCGCCCGACGCUUGCCCGUCUGCGCCGCUGAGUGGUCGACAAGGCCGUCCGUCGAGGCGGCGGGCCCGAGUCGGCGGCGGGGGCCCGCGGUCGCCCAGCCUGCAUGCCCCUCGGACACCCUGUGGAACCCCGGCCCGUCCAGGGCCCCGCCACCCACCUCGGGACCCCAGCCCGGCCCGGUCCCCCGCAGACCCUCUUCGGGAACUCCGGCCCAGCCCGGGCUCCCCGCAGGUCCUUCUGAGGAUCCCGACCCGUUCUGGUCCCCCUGCAGGUCCUUCUAAGGAUCUCGGCCCGGCCCGGCCCCCCCGAAAGUCCUUCUGGGGAUCCCGGCCCGGUCCGGUCUCCCUGCAAGUCCUCCUGGGGAUCCCGGCCCAGCCCAGUCCUCCCGCAGGUCCUUCUGGGCACCCCAGCCGAACAUUUCGGUCCCUGCUCAGACCCUCCUGGGGGGCGCAGGGCCCCCUGCAUCCAAUCAGGGGUGCUGGGCCAGGUGCGGCUGUGGGGGUGACAGAUGAGAUCCCCAUGUUUGGCUUGGCCACGCUGGGCAUUCUUGGCUCCUGGUGCCGUGAGACUUGGAAAUGCAGCCCAGAAAGUCCAGAGACAUUGACUGGGGGUAACCAGUCGGCUUCACUGAGCAUCUGUGCAGUAACAGUGACGCGGACGCUCCGCUGCCACUGCUCUCACCUAGUCUGGCGCUCAGCGCUGUUCUCGGGGUGUGCAAACUCCCUGGAGAGGCACCUGCACGCUGCCCAUGCCUGCUCUGCCCGCUGGACACCUGGCUGGCAUAGCAUAGAGUGGCUGAGGGGUCAGUUCCUUGCCGUGCUCUUCGUCGUCACAGAGGCCAUCGGAGAUUCUUGUGACAGAUUCGACAGUUGCACCGUCCAGGUCAAGUUAGAGCUGGGACACCGCGCCCAACUGCGGAAGAAGCCCACCACGGAGGGUUUCACCCACGACUGGAUGGUGUUUGUCCGCGGCCCCGAGCAGUGUGAGAUCCAGCACUUCGUGGAGAAGGUGGUCUUCUGGCUGCACGACAGCUUCCCCAAGCCCAAACGUGUGUGCAAGGAACCCCCUUACAAAGUGGAGGAGUCGGGUUACGCAGGCUUCAUCAUGCCCAUCGAGGUUCACUUCAAAAACAAGGAGGAGCCCAGGAAGGUAUGCUUCACCUAUGACCUGUUCCUGAACCUGGAGGGCAACCCACCUGUGAACCAUCUCCGAUGUGAGAAACUGACCUUCAACAACCCCACCUACGAGUUCCGGUGCAAGCUGCUGAGGGCAGGCGGGGUGAUGGUAAUGCCCGAAGGAGCAGAAACGGUGUCCAGGCCCAGCCCCGACUACCCCAUGUUACCCACAAUUCCACUCUCUGCCUUCUCUGACCCCAAGAAGAACAAACCGUCCCACAGCACCAAGGACGCCAACAAGGAGAGCAGCAAGUCCUCCAAGCCGCACAAGGUGACCAAGGAGCACCGUGAGCGGCCACGCAAGGACUCAGAGAGCAAAAACUCUGCCAAGGAGCCCGAGCGUGAGCCAGCCAAGGCUAAGGACGCCGCCCGCAAGCUGGGCGAGGGCCGGCCACCCAAGGAGGAGAAGGUGCCGCCGCCCAAGGCUGCCUUCAAGGAGCCCAAGAUGGCCCUGAAGGAGACCAAGCUGGAGAGCCUGUCCCCCAAGGGGGGACCCCCGGCCCCAGCCCCGCCCAAGUCUUCCAGCAAGCGGCCUGCCACCGCGGACUCACCCAAGCCCAGCGCCAAAAAGCAAAAGAAGAGCAGCUCCAAGGGGUCCCGGAGCGCCCCCAGCACCUCGCCUCGCACCUCGUCUUCCUCCCUGUCAGACAAAAAGCCGGCCAAGGACAAGAGCAGCACCCGAGGGGAGAAACUCAAGGCCGAGAGCGAGUCUAAGGAGGCCAAGAAGGCGCUGGAGGUGGAGGAAUCCAACUCAGAGGACGAGGCCUCCUUUAAGUCAGAGUCGGCUCAGUCCAGUCCCUCCAGCUCCAGCUCCAGUGCAGACUCCAGUUCCGACUCGGACUUUGAACCGUCCCAGAACCACAGUCAAGGCCCCCUGCGCUCCAUGGUGGAGGGCCUGCAGUCCGAGGAAUCUGACGAGGACGACUCUUCUUCAGGCGAGGAGGCGACUGGCAAAACAGACCCGGGCCGGGACUCCAGACUGAGCUUCAGUGACAGUGAGAGCGACAACAGUGCUGACUCCUGCCUGCCCAGCCGGGAGCCCCCACCCCCCCAGAAGCCACCCCCACCCAACAGCAAGGGCUCAGGCCGGAGGAGCCCCGAGACUUGCAGCAAGCCGGAGAAGAUCCUCAAGAAGGGGACCUACGACAAGGCCUACACCGACGAGCUAGUGGAGCUGCACCGGAGACUCAUGGCCCUGCGGGAGCGCAACGUUCUGCAGCAGAUCGUGAACCUGAUCGAGGAGACCGGCCACUUCAACGUCACCAACACCACCUUUGACUUCGACCUCUUCUCCCUGGACGAGACCACCGUGCGCAAGCUGCAGAGCUACUUGGAGGCCGUGGCUACAUGA